This is a messenger RNA of Diaporthe amygdali, 1206 nucleotides long. RefSeq names its product cysteine desulfurase. The record is from RefSeq and is a predicted model, not a curated record. The coding region runs from base 1 to 1206 and encodes 401 amino acids. The transcript has 4 exons. Lineage: Eukaryota; Fungi; Ascomycota; Sordariomycetes; Diaporthales; Diaporthaceae.
AUGGACACGCAAAAGGUUCGAGCGAACUUCCCGGCGCUGAGCCAGGACCAGGUCUUCUUCGAUAACGCCGGAGGCAGCCAGAUCCUUGGAUCUGUUGUUGAUUCGAUACGUGACUAUCUGAUCAACUCCAACGUGCAGCUGGGAGCAACGUAUGACGUCGGGAAAAAGGCCACCUCCAGAUAUGAAGAAGGCUACCAGGCAGCGGCGAAAUACAUCAACGCCUCCCGCGAAGAGAUAGGCACUGAUGACGCAGUCCUGGGUGCGUCGACAACCCAGCUCUUUCGCAACUUCGCCUCCACGCUGAACUUCCAGCCUGGCGACGAGAUAGUCAUCUCGGCCAUCGACCACGAGGCCAACAUCGCCCCCUGGGUCGACCUCGCCAAGCACCAGGACCUGGUCCUGAAGUGGUGGAAGCCCGCCUCGGCCACGGCGCCAAAGCUCCUUGCCUCAGAACUGACGCCCCUGCUGUCAGAGCGCACCAGGCUCGUGACAUGCACGCACGCGAGCAACAUCCUGGGCACGAUCCACGACAUCAAGGCCAUCGCCGCCGCGGCGCACGCAGCGAACCCGUCGGCGCUGGUGUGCGUGGACGCGGUGGCGUACGCGCCGCACCGCCGCAUCGACGUGCGCGCUCUAGGCGUCGACGUCUACGCCUUCAGCUGGUACAAGGUGUACGGUCCUCACAUCGCGGUGCUGUACGCGGCAGCCGGGUCGGCGCAGGCGCAAAUGCGCAGCCUCGGCCACUUCUUCAACCCGCACGCCACGCUCGAGAACAAGCUCGGCCUCGCGGGCGGCAGCUACGAGCUCGUCAGCGGCAUCAGCGCCGUGGCCUCUUACGUCGACGCCGUCGGCUGGGAGGCGAUCGUAGCGCAGGAGGCGGAGCUGCAGGGCACGCUGCUUGGGUACCUCAAUGGGAGGGACGAUGUCACCGUGCGCGGAGAGACAAGCGCCGACGGGGCUGUCAGGGUGCCGACGGUGAGUUUCACGGUGAAGGGUUGGGACUCGAGGGAGCUAGUUGAGACGGUGGAGAAGGAGACGAGGUUUGGGUUCAGAUGGGGUGCUUUCUACUCCAACAGGCUGGUAAACGAAGUCUUGGGGCUGGGAAAGGAUGGAGUGGUGAGGGUGAGUAUGGUGCAUUAUAAUACUGUUGACGAGGUGAAGGCAUUCAUAGCUGCUCUAGACAAGGCAUUGUCACAGAAGAAGUAG